UUUUCUGAAAUCCUCGAAGGAGCAACGCAACCAGCAAAAAAUCAUUAACAGCACUACAAUGAGUCAGGAGAUACGCAUAGUUUUGGUUGGUAAAACUGGUGUUGGCAAGAGUGCUACAGGAAAUAACAUUCUUGGUGAGAAGAUAUUUGUGUCAGAGUCAAGAGCUACAUCAAUCACUAAACAGUGUGAAUAUGGGUCCCGGAUGAUAAACCGAAGGCAGGUUUGUGUUGUGGACACUCCUGGUCUAUAUGACACAAAACUGUCCAAUGAAGAAAUCUUGAAUGAGAUUGUGAAUUGCUUUAAACUUGUAGCUCCAGGUCCUCAUGUCUUUCUUCUUGUAAUGGCCAUUGGGCGCUUCACUGAAGAAGAGAGAAACACUGUUGACUUGAUUUACACAGUCUUUGGCAGAGAAGUGCUCAGAUACAUGAUGGUCUUGUUCACCAGGGCAGAUGAUCUUGAAGAGAGGACAUUUGAAGAUUACGUUAAGGAUGCACCAGAGCUACAACAUGUCAUAAAGCAAUGCGGAGGGAAUUACCAUUUAUUCAACAAUAGAGAUAUGUCAAACCGUACACAAGUUGAUGAGUUCAUGAGGAAGAUUGUAGUCAUGAUAAAACAGAAUCAUAGCAGCUUCUACAGCCACCACAUGUUUACACUGGCAAAUGAACUUAACAGUGCUAAGACAAACAUGAUGAAAAAGGAAAAACUUAUUGCUAAACUAAAAAGGGAACUAACUGCAUUACAAAGUGAAACAGAAAUCUUAAAACAGCCAUCAGACACCAAUAAGUCAUCUUGCAGCAUACUAUAGCAUACUUAAGCAUGUGAUGUCAGCAUUUUAUACAAUUUUCCAAAAAAGCAUUACAAAUCCACAAGUAAGAAGAUAAAUAUUAAAUCAAUGUUAUAUUUUAACAUUUCAUGUAUCCAUUUUUUAAACAUAUAUGUACACUUUAUUUAUUCUUUUAACUGCCUGAUUGAAAAUGUACAGAUAAUCUGCUUAAGUUACUGAGAAUUUGACUGGGGUUAGAGACAGACUCUGUAUUAUUGCUGUAUUGUUAGUUUAUAACACAUUAACCACUGACCUUUUUAUGUAAGUUUGUUUUGCCAUUUUUAAUUCUGUUAUCUCCAAUUAUAUUUUAGAUUAUUAUUAUUAUUAUUAUUAUUAUUAUUACUAGCUUACUAUAGCUCCAUAUCUCAAAACGUUUCACAUAAAUCCACAAAACACACACACAACAUGUAAAACACGUACAUGCUCAUAUAUGCAACUAAACUGAAUCACUACUGAACUGACUAGGGCUGUAUAAUGACACCACUGACUUGUUAGAGCUUGAUACUGCUGCUGUGAAGCUAUCUAUAUUGUAUAAAGCACAUUAAAAAUAAAGUUAACAGUAUAGUUGUAUGUGUGUGUGUGUGUGUUUAUAUACUGUAUACAGUUUCACUGUAAACUGUAGAUAGAAAUGCAAGGGUUAAAAAUAAUUUCUUUCUCAAAACAUUUGAUUAGUUUGGUUUGAUUAGUAAAUGAACAAAUUAUGUCUAAGUGUUUUCAUACAUGACUGGAUGUAGCUGGAUGUGCUUGUAGUUUUGAAGGCUUGGUGUAAAGAUAAAAUAUAUAAAUGGUUUCAUUUAAUGGGCCUCAAGUACCACUUUGAGUGUUUAAGUCAUUUUAAAAACUGUAUUAGUAUUGUCAUAGCCAGGUAUGAAGUCAUAGCCAAUGAUUUUUUUGAAUAUAAUACACAGUCUUGAGAGGCUUAAUGCUUUUG
Messenger RNA from Labeo rohita (rohu), 1754 nucleotides. RefSeq names its product GTPase IMAP family member 7. The coding region runs from base 59 to 805 and encodes 248 amino acids. The record is from RefSeq and is a predicted model, not a curated record. Lineage: Eukaryota; Metazoa; Chordata; Actinopteri; Cypriniformes; Cyprinidae. Gene Ontology annotation, molecular function: GTP binding. The transcript has 2 exons.